AUGUUAACCUGCGUAGACCGGUUCACGCGGUGGCCUGAGGCACUAUCCCUCAACGACAUCACGGCAGAGCCAGUCACCCGUGGACUCAUCAACGUGUGGACAAGCCGCUACGGAGUUCCCAAGACCAUAACAACGGAUCGAGGUCAUCAAUUCGACUACGCCCUCUUCCGCACCUUGUCCCGAAUUCUUGGUGCCAACCACAUCAGGACGACGGCCUACCACCCGAUGUCGAAUGGCAUGGUUGAGCGAUUUCACCACCAGCUCAAAGCUUCGCUCAUGGCCUCGCAAUCGUUGAUACCCUGGAUGGAGCGACUACCACUCGUCCUCCUCGCCCUGCGGUGCUGCGUACGGACGAGUCCUGCUCUUCGGCUGAGCUCAUAUAUGGCACUACCCUAA
Rhipicephalus microplus (southern cattle tick) is the source of this 396-nucleotide messenger RNA. RefSeq lists its product as uncharacterized. Lineage: Eukaryota; Metazoa; Arthropoda; Arachnida; Ixodida; Ixodidae. The record is from RefSeq and is a predicted model, not a curated record.